Racocetra persica is the source of this 2141-nucleotide messenger RNA. The record is from the annotation of a GenBank genome assembly. NCBI's taxonomy places the organism in Eukaryota, Fungi, Glomeromycota, Glomeromycetes, Diversisporales, Gigasporaceae.
AUGAUCAUACUGAUCGUAAAUCUCUCUCUUUACCCAUUCCAAAUCAUACCUGCUUCUGAUCCUCAUUAUGCUCUUGCAUACGAAUCGUCUCUUAAAGAUUUCGUCAAAUAUAUUUUUACAAUACCGCUAUUAGCGGACCGCAUUGAGACUUUGGAAAUUCUUUCUUCAAGAAUGCCAUUGUAUAAUAUCAUACCGGCAAUAGCCCGCAAUGAUUGGAAUGCUGAACAAGGAAAUCGUCUGAGAUUGUUUGAAGAACCACAAAUUGAUUUGGGCAUUUUAAAAUGGAUUUCCGUAUUAAUCGAUGAACAACAUUUAGAAUCUAUAUUGGCGUUUGCGAAACCUGGAAAUAUAAAGGUUUUACUCAAAAUUUCAUACUUUUUAACUACUUUGAUGAUUCGCUGGUCUUCAGAGAAAUCUGGCUUGUUAAGUAAAAUGGCGUACGGGAAGCUCUCCAUAUCAGAAAACAAAUUAUCAAUUAAUUUAUUAUGGGAAGUGUUCAAAAGUACAGAUCUUGCGCGACUGUUGUCAAAUAGUCAACCUUUAUCAAAUAGUUUCAUUACAGAUACCGCAUUUGUUGAACAGUGGGGAAUGUUUUACUUGCUUUGCGAGUUAUUUAGUCGAAUUUUACUUCCUAUGGAUGAUUACGAAUUCUUUGAUGGAAGCAAAAAUCCUCUAAAAUUACCAGAGAUUAUUGAAAUGUCUACCUAUUUGAAGAAUAUAGCUUUUAUUUUAUAUUGGAAUAGUCCCCAAUUAAAAAUAAACAACGUUAUCGAAGGUAGUUGCAUUAAACCUAUUUAUAUUCGAGAAGUUGCCACCAGGUUGUUAAAACAGAUCCAUGCAAGAGAUUCUCGCCGGCGGUUCACGCCAGAAAGUCACUGGCUAAUGACAUCUGAAUUUGAUAUGAGCACUUUUGCCAAAACUGUUGUCGCCGAAGAGCAGGAUCUUGAAAGGGAAAAUGAUAAAGUAAGUAUGGACAAGCGACAGGAAUCCGUUAGUCCGCGCCUUGGAGUCCUUCACAAUAUUCCUUUUGUGAUACCUUUUGAUGAACGUGUCAGAAUUUUUAGACAUUUUGUUCGUAAUGAUCGUGAUCGUCAUAAUCAUGCCAUAUUUGAACCUCGAACGCGUGUGACCAUUCACCGAAAUAAUAUAUUCGAAGAUGGAUUCAACCAACUUAACGCCAUGGGUUUCAGAUUGAAAAACCCUGUUGCUAUUCAAUUCAUUGAUGAAUUUGGAAUGCCGGAACCUGGAAUAGAUGGUGGUGGUUUAUUCAAGGAAUUUUUGACCUCAUUGACACGAAUAGCUUUUAAUACGGAGUAUGGGUUGUUCCUUAGCACAAAUGAACAACUUUUGUAUCCAAAUCCGCAUAGUUAUGCGCGUCUUGAAACGCAAUUACGUUACUAUGAGUUUCUUGGUCGUAUAUUAGGUAAAGCUUUAUACGAAGGAAUUCUAGUUGACGCAGCUUUCGCUGGUUUUUUCCUGAACAAAUGGUUGGGAGAGCGGUCGUAUUUGGAUGAUUUACCAUCUGUUGAUCCGGAAUUGUAUCAGGGUUUGGUUUAUUUGAAAAAUUAUAAAGGAGAUGUAGAGUCUGAUUUAUCAUUGAAUUUUACUGUAGUAGAUAAUGAAUUUGGAAAAUCACGGUCUAUUGAAUUAAUCCCCGGAGGCAGUGACAUUCCAGUCACCAAACGCAAUAGAAUUAAUUAUAUUUAUAAAAUGGUCAAUUACAGGUUAAAUGUUCAAAUAGGUUUGCAGUGCCAGGCAUUUUUUCGUGGUUUAAUAGAUUUAAUAGAGCCUAAAUGGUUGAAAAUGUUUAAUCAGCAAGAGUUACAAAUUCUUGUGGGAGGGGCGUACAUUCCUAUUAAUAUAGAAGAUUUACAACAAAACACUGUGUACGCUGAUUACAAAGAGGACGAUCCCGUCAUUAUCAGUUUUUGGAAAGUCGUAUCUGAAUUUUCCGAGGAACAAAAGCAAAAAUUAAUAAAAUUUGUUACAUCUUGUUCUCGACCUCCUCUUCUUGGUUUUAAAGAACUGAACCCAAAGUUUAGUAUACGUAGAGCUGGUACUGGUGCAAGGUUGCCAUCGUCAAGUACAUGUGUAAAUUUGCUUAAAUUACCAGCUUAUCCGGAUGAAAACACUCUGAGGCA